Neospora caninum is the source of this 474-nucleotide messenger RNA. RefSeq lists its product as hypothetical. NCBI's taxonomy places the organism in Eukaryota, Apicomplexa, Conoidasida, Eucoccidiorida, Sarcocystidae. The record is from RefSeq and is a predicted model, not a curated record. The coding region runs from base 1 to 474 and encodes 157 amino acids. The transcript has 3 exons.
AUGCGUGCAUUUUGCAUGAUUGGCUUCCCUCUAUUGUGGGCAAGCAACUGCCUGUCAUCUGGUUGCGCGCAGAGGCUGGAUCCCUAUCUGAGAGAGAUAGUUCCUCCUUUGCCGACUUCACGACAACCUUCCCCGUUUGAUCGCGCUCGGCAACGUCUCGAUAACCCCACGCCCCCGAGUUCUAGUGCCCGUCCAUCACCGGGCCGGCUUCAACGGCUAAGCGUUCCUGAUAACCUUGGUUCGAUGAAUGAGAUUGAAGCGCGCGUGCCUCUUGCCGACGGGGCGUCAUGGUUUCGGAGCCGCUUCUAUAUGAAGUACCCGUCAGUGCUGCCGUACACUCGACGCAGUCUACCCAAAGAACAUUUUCUUUACUUACCUACGGAGGAUUCGACUGCACCCGAACAACCAGGUGAUACGGUAAUGGAUGCGACAGUAAGUCGUCCAUUCAACAGAACGACGUGGCAUCUUCAGUAG